Molecule: messenger RNA, 3342 nt
Organism: Hibiscus syriacus
Lineage: Eukaryota; Viridiplantae; Streptophyta; Magnoliopsida; Malvales; Malvaceae
Product: probable RNA-dependent RNA polymerase 1
Exons: 4
Coding region: 7-3342 (1111 amino acids)
Biological process (GO): siRNA processing
Cellular component (GO): nuclear RNA-directed RNA polymerase complex
Molecular function (GO): RNA-directed RNA polymerase activity
Source: RefSeq, a predicted model, not a curated record
AGGAGAAUGGGGAAGACAAUUAAGUUGUUCGGGUUUGGUUCAGCCGUGACAGUGGAGGAAGUGAAGCACUUCGUGGAGAAUUACACCGGUGAAGGAAGCGUGGCAGCGGUGAAAGUAGGGCAAAGAGAAGGCGGCAGAGCACACGCCAAAGUCCAGUUAAAAAACGAGGACGAUGUCGACAGAAUCUUGUCAUGGACAGCUAGCCGAGCACUAUGGCACAACGAUUCUUAUUUGAGAGCAUGGCCGAUGAAACUUGACAUUAUCCCACAACCCAAGCCCAAAUUCGAUCUCGUCAGUAUCGACGAUUUGAUGUUGCAUUUCGGUUAUCCGGUGUCCGGAGGCAAGUUUUCCAUUCUUUGGAACCAACCUCACGUCUCUUUCAAAUAUGGUCCAAAAAUGGACAAAUUAUACUUCUUUCUGUCUUACAAUUCAAUGGAUUACAAGCUCGAACUGUUCAAUGACAAUGUUUGGCGGAUUGUGUUGCAUUAUCUGCCUGAUCAAACAAAUAAAUGUCUCGUUAUUCAGCUACUCGGAGCCCCUCGGAUCUAUGAGAGAGAUCCAUCAGCUCUGAGCACCUCAAGGGAAGUUGCAAAGGAUGAACAGUGGGUUAGGGAAGUGGAUUUCACACCAGGCAAUUGCAUUGGCCAAUCUUCUGCAAUAUGUUUGGAGAUUCCUCGAUCAGUUCAACUCCCCAAGUUCGAUCCCAGUUUGUUCUACAAGAAAGUAGAAGACCAUUUCCUGCUCCAGGAAGGAUCAACCUUUUCAUCUAACACUGAUCUCGUUCCCAUCAUAAACCCACCUACAACCAUUCACAUACCCUACAAUAUCUUGUUCAAAGUCAAUUCUUUGGUCCAAAACGGUUUUCUUCCUCCCACGGCACUCGAUUCCCGGUUCUUCGAGUCUGUUGAUCCCAAUCGGAUCGAUACCGUGUUCAUCGAACAUGCGCUGGAGAAAAUGUUCAGCCUCAAAGACUGUUUCUAUGAGCCUGUUAAAUGGCUGAAUGAACAAUACAAAGAAUACCGCAACAAGCCUCCUAGACCUUCCGUUCUUCCUGAAGGGUUGGUAGCCGUAAGAAGAAUUCAAGUGACACCUUCUAAGGUUUAUUUCAGCGGUCCAGAUAUCAAUCUCUCCAAUCGUGUUCUUCGAAAUUAUAUCAAAGAUAUUGACAAUUUUCUUCGAGUUUCUUUUGUUGACGAGGAGCUUGGAAAGAUACAUUCGUCUGAUUUGUCUUCCAGCACAUCGGUUACUGAUGGAAAACCUACUCGGAUAUAUCAGAGGAUAUUGUCGACUCUAAGAAAUGGUAUACUUAUUGGGGACAAGAAAUUCGAGUUUCUUGCUUGUUCGACAAGUCAAUUAAGAGAGAACUCCAUUUGGAUGUUUUCCUCAAAGCCUGGGCUUACUGCUGAGGGGAUACGAGAGAAAAUGGGUCAUAUCCAUGUCAUAAGGAAUGUGGCCAAAUAUGCAGCCAGAUUAGGCCAAUCUCUAAGUUCAUCUAGGGAAACCUUUCAAGUGAACCAGAACGAAAUUGAAAUAAUUCCCGAUAUAGAAGUUGAAAUCAAUAAUGACACUAAGUAUAAUUUCUCUGAUGGCAUUGGGAAAAUAUCGGCUAAACUAGCCGAGGAAGUGGCUAGGAAAUGUGGAUUGAGAAACACACCAUCGGCAUUUCAAAUUCGGUAUGGCGGUUACAAAGGAGUCGUAGCUGUCGAUCCAUCAUCUUCGGCGAAAUUAUCCUUGAGAAAGAGUAUGCAAAAGUUUGAUGCGGACUCUACAAGUCUUGAUGUUUCGUCAUGGAGCAAACUUCACCCUUGCUACCUUAACCGGCAAAUAAUCAUCCUUAUGUCGACUCUUGGGGCGAAGGAUAAUGUUUUCGAGAUGAAGCAGAAAGAGUUUUUAGCUCAAUUGGAUGCAAUUUUGGUGGAUCCAGAAAAGGCAAGGGAGGCAAUGGAUAGGAUAUGCCAUGGUGAACUUGUAAAAAUCUUAAGAGAAAUGAUUCUGUGCGGUUACAAACCAGAUUCUGAACCGUUCCUUUCAAUGAUGUUACGAACGAUUCGUGCCUCAAAACUGCUCGAUUUGAGGACAAGAACAAGAAUUUUGAUUGAGAAAGGAGGGAUUCUAAUGGGCUGUCUGGAUGAAACCGGGACACUCGAAUAUGGUCAGGUUUUUGUGCAGUACUCCGACUCUAAAUCGAGGCAAUCUUCCAGUGAGACCUUAUUAACAUUCAACGAUCGUCAAUCAAAUCAAAAUUGCCAUAUCGUCGAGGGGAAGGUCGCAAUUGCUAAAAACCCUUGUUUGCACCCUGGAGACCUACGGGUUCUACAGGCUGUGGAUGUUGUGGUCCUGCAUCACAUGGUGGAUUGCAUUGUGUUCCCUCAAAAAGGCCCUAGACCCCAUCCAAAUGAAUGCUCCGACAGUGAUCUUGAUGGCGAUCUGUAUUUCGUUUCUUGGGAUGAAGAUCUCAUUCCUCCCUGCAUCUUUCCGCCCAUGGAUUAUCGUCCUGAACCAACUGCAUUUUUGGAUCGUGAUGUUACCAUGGAGGAUGUGGCAGAAUAUUUCACUAACUACAUAAUCAACGACAGCUUGGGCGUCAUUUUUAAUGCCCACACGGUGUUUGCCGACAAGGAGCCAGCAAAGGCAAUGAGCGAGCAAUGCAUUGCGCUCGCCAAGCUAUCGUCAAAAGCGGUUGACUACCCUAAAACUGGUAUUCCGGCCAAAAUACCCAACCAUUUAAGCAUCAGUGAAUACCCGGAUUUCAUGGAAAAGCCUGACAGGUUAACCUAUGAGUCCCAGUCUGUGAUCGGUCGGCUCUACCGCGAGGUGAAAAGCAUCGAAGCCGAGGUCAGUACUGCUAAACAUUUCACCAGAUCGGUAGCGAAACUUUCCUACGACCCCGACAUGGAAUUUGAAGGGUAUCUAGCUCAUGUCAACGACGCCUUGCAUUACAAGCGUCUGUAUGAUCAUAAGCUAGCUAGCCUGAUGCUUAGAUUCGGGGUAAAAACCGAGGCCGAAAUCAUCAGUGGAUGCAUCCUGAAACUGUCCAAAUAUUACGAUCGAAGGGUAGAUUUAGAGAACAUCAUUGCAGCGGUGAAAUCACUGAGAAAAGAAACAAAAGGUUGGUUCAAUGAGAAGGUUAGUAGUAGCCCAGAAGAUAAGUUUGCAAAAGCUUCUGCUUGGUACCAUGUCACCUAUCACCCUAGCUUUUGGGGUUUAUCCAGAGAUGGGGCUGAUGAACAACAUUUCAUUAGCUUCCCUUGGUGCAUACAUGAUAAGUUGCUUCCAAUUAAGAGGGAAAAUUCUUUAAAAGAUCCCAAACCCCUAGAAAUUCAAAUCAAGGUGGGGACCUGA